Molecule: messenger RNA, 2433 nt
Organism: Solea solea (common sole)
Lineage: Eukaryota; Metazoa; Chordata; Actinopteri; Pleuronectiformes; Soleidae
Product: RNA-binding protein 38-like
Exons: 4
Coding region: 191-925 (244 amino acids)
Cellular component (GO): cytosol
Molecular function (GO): RNA binding
Source: RefSeq, a predicted model, not a curated record
GAGAGAGAGCGAGCGAGCGCGCCAGAGUGUGUGUGUGUGUGUAUGUCAGAGAGACACAUAGAUGUCAGUAGGUUGUUAGCAGAGGAAAAGUGAUGCUGGAUCCUCGUUAAAUUGAAGGAGCGUCGUAUUUGUCCCUGUGUGCGCGCGCGCGUGUGUCCCCGUGUCGCUGUCUUGUCUCAACGGCUGACCAAUGCUUCUGCAUCAGUUCAUGAACGGAGCUCUGGACGUCAUGCAUCCCACACCGCUUCAGAAAGACACCACCUUCACCAAAAUCUUCGUGGGCGGACUGCCGUACCACACCACCGACGCCUCCCUGAGGAAAUACUUCGAGGCCUACGGGGACAUCGACGAGGCGGUGGUGAUAACGGACAGACAGACCGGUAAAUCCAGAGGAUACGGCUUUGUGACAAUGACGGACCGAGGAGCAGCCGAGAGAGCCUGCAAAGACUCCAACCCCAUCAUCGACGGCAGGAAGGCCAACGUCAACCUGGCUUACCUGGGUGCUAAGCCUCGCAGCAUACAGACAGGCAUAUCCAUCGGAGUGCAGCCCAUUCACCCAGCACUCAUCCAGAGGCAGUAUGGGUUGGCCCAGCCAUACGUUUACCCACAAGCCUUUGUGCAGCCCAGCUUGGUGCUGCCCACUCAGGUUUCCACCUCCGUCAGCAGCAGCCCCUAUCUGGACUACAGCGCAGCCUACAGCCAGUACGCCCAGGCUGCCUAUGAGCAGCAGUAUCCAUACUCCGCCUCUCCAGCUGGCUUCCUGGGCUACAGCUACACCGCCAGCCCCACAGUCUCCGCUGGCCCGGCUGCCGCCGCCACCACCCCAUCUACCGUCCACCCGGCCCUCCCCUCUGCCGCCGGCCCAGCUACGGCCUACCUGCACUACGCCCCACAGCACCACAUCCAGCCGGACCGUAUGCAGUGAGCCUGAACGUGACGCUUGAAAGAGAGGGGCGUGUUCAGGUGGUGGAGGAGGAGGAGGAGGAGGAGGAGGAGAUUUGGGGGGGGGUGGUCGCUGACCUUUUGAACAGACAAUGGUGAAACACCUGACAGGAUGACCCAGCUGUCAUCAGCAGGGGGUUUCGGGAUGAAAAUGGUAGGACUAUUGCACUAUACGAUCAGGAAGAGUACCCCGUGCUCAUUGGUUAAAGGGUUAAAAAACAAAAGUGGUGGGUGGGAUUUGAGGACUGUCGAGGUUCAGGUUGGGAAGCUAAAGAGCAUAAAGUAUAUGGUCGCUUCCAAGGGCUUCCAGAAGCUGACACUUCAUUUUUAAUUAUUAUUAUUAUUGUUAUUAUUUUUAUUGUCCUUUUUAUUAUUGUAUUAAUGUCAUUGUCAUCAUUUUUUUUGUUUAUACACAAUGUUAUCAUAGGUUGUGGCUCAGUCAGUGGAAGUUAUGUAUGUCCAUGGUACAUAUUGCUGUUGUGACAGCUGUCUGGGACAUGUAGCGCCGCUGUCCUCCUGACUACACGGUGUGUUGGGUGGAUAUGAAGGGCACAGAUGUGGAUGGAGGUGUGCAGAGUGGUGACUUUGGGUACCACAUGGCCAUGUCCCCACACCCCACCCCCCGGUGCUAUCCACAGUGAGGUAGAGCAUGUCUGCCCCAUGAACAAACCUCUAGUGUUCAUCGCCAUGCAGAAGGGACAGCAAGAGAUUUCACCUCAAGAGAAAAAAAAAAAAAAAGUUCAAAGUAUGAGACUGUCGGAGCGCCAUUGGAUUGUGAAUGUGACGUCAGGACUACAUUUUUGUAUUAUUAUUUCUAAUUAAAGAGGCCUUAAUAAAGAGAAACAUUUUAUGAAUCUCUUGAUUCAUCCAGCGCCAGCCCCAUCACUGAACCAAAUGCAGAAAGCCCCUCGUAACUGGUCAGACUGUGUCAACAGUCAGUGACACCAAUCAUACUUUUACUUGGGUCUUGAUCAUUUCAGAUGGAUGUAGAUAAUCACAUGCAGUACAUGGGUGAUGGAGACCAAGAGCGCUGUGUAUCCAGGUUGAAAGGUAGCCGACACUGAGCUCGAACACCAGUGUAUUUCUUCUUCUUUUCUCACUGUUGCUCUCUAAAGGACAUUCAUGUACAGCAUUUUAAAAUGUUUUCUUUCAUCCAGUACAGUCACAAUAUUUAUAUGUAAGUAUUUAUACUAGGUACUAAGUUAAAAUAGCUUCUUUUUUUUCUCUUUUGUUUUUUUACAAUGACUGUGGCUGAGGCACUGAUGUAAUUUAACCUGCAGAUCCACAGGUGUGGUAUUGAUUUGGAUCUGCCCUGUCACAAUAUCAGUGGAUUUGCCCGGCUGCACAAAACUAUAGUAGAUGUUCAUUUGACUGGUUGCAUCAGCAAUCCUCUUCUCCCCCCCCCCACCCCCUACUAAACAUGUCUUUUACAGUCCCCUGAAAAGAAGCCAUACCAAAAAACCAAAUAAAAAUAAAGAAUUUGUACAGAAA